Molecule: messenger RNA, 4207 nt
Organism: Sus scrofa (pig)
Lineage: Eukaryota; Metazoa; Chordata; Mammalia; Artiodactyla; Suidae
Gene: PARP11
Product: poly(ADP-ribose) polymerase family member 11
Cellular component (GO): nucleus
Molecular function (GO): NAD+ poly-ADP-ribosyltransferase activity
Source: RefSeq, a predicted model, not a curated record
GCCUGUGUGGAGGUUGCCCCUCCGUCCCUUCGCUCCCGGGGACCCUCAGGAAAAACCCAGCACCCCGGCCCCGUGGCCAGCCCCUUCCCCCAGGCUCUCUCCGCUCGAUUUCGCCACCGUUAUGUGGGAAGCGAAUCCGCCUGAUGUGCAGGAAGUAUCAUUGUUUGCCAAUUAAAAGCCGGAAACUCAAGGCAGAAUGUGGCGUUGUGGCAGAUCUGAUUCAUUCUGCUAACAUUUAUCCACGGCCUCCUCCCCGAUGAACCAUUUGCAUGUGCGCCUUUUCUCGUCUGUAAAUGUAUCCUAACCUCGAUCCAUUACUACUGUGGUUACAGGAUUUUAAAGUUAUUCAGGUUUUUUUCCCCAACGUUAAUUGGAAAAUAAUGACUUCUGUGCCUUGGGUUGUGGAGGCCAAAAAUUUGUGGAAAUCGACAGAGAAUUUUAUAAAAUGAGAUCCCUGCCGGUAGUGCUGCCCUCUCUAAAUAGGGAUGAAUAGGAGAUGAGUCCGUUCUGGCCUCCCAUCCCAUACCCCAGAGCUGCUUAUGACAGGACUCUCUGAACGGACUUUGGUGAAACACUUCCACUUGUAACCUGGCUUACAGCGUGGUCUUGGGAACCAGUGUGACAUGGCAAAGCAUACGUGUUUCAUGUCGGCUGUGUGAAGGGAGAUGUUUCACAAAGAAGAAGAAUUCUUAAACAAAACGACGGACAGCGAGAUGGACGAGAUGGACACGUCCGACACGCAGUGGGGCUGGUUCUACCUGGCGGAGUGUGGGAAGUGGCACAUGUAUCAGCCGGAUACCAACAUUCAGUGUUCAGUUAGCAGUGAAGAUAUCGAAAAAAGCUUCAAAACAAACCCUUGUGGCUCCAUUUCUUUUACUACUUCCAAAUUCAGCUACAAGAUAGACUUUGCAGAAAUGAAGCAAAUGAAUCUCACCACUGGAAAGCAGCGCUUAAUAAAAAGAGCCCCCUUUUCUAUCAGUGCUUUCAGUUACAUCUGUGAAAACGAGGCCAUCCCCCUGCCCCCCCACUGGGAAAAUGUGAAUACUGAGGUGCCUUAUCAGCUUAUCACUUUGCACAAUCAAACACAUGAAUAUAAUGAAGUUGCUAGUCUCUUUGGGAAAACAAUGGAUCGCAACAGAAUUAAAAGAAUUCAGAGAAUUCAAAACCUAGACUUGUGGGAGUUCUUUUGCAGGAAAAAGGCUCAGCUCAAGAAAAAAAGAGGCGUGCCUCAGAUUAACGAACAGAUGCUGUUUCAUGGCACCAGCAGCGAGUUUGUAGAAGCAAUUUGCAUUCAUAACUUUGAUUGGAGAAUAAACGGCAUUCAUGGUGCUCUCUUUGGAAAAGGAACCUAUUUUGCUAGAGAUGCAGCUUACUCCAGCCGCUUCUGCAAAGAUGACAUAAAGCAUGGAAACACAUUCCAGAUUCACGGCGUAAGCUUGCAGCAGCGGCAUCUGUUCAGAACAUAUAAGUCAAUGUUUCUCGCUCGAGUGCUCAUUGGAGAUUACAUAAACGGAGACUCCAAGUACAUGCGCCCCCCUUCCAAAGACGGGAGCUACGUGAAUUUAUACGACAGCUGUGUGGAUGACACCUGGAACCCCAAGAUCUUCGUGGUGUUUGAUGCCAACCAGAUCUACCCGGAGUACUUAAUAGACUUCCACUGAUUUCACAUCCAAGUCAGGGGGCAAGGAAGCUUGAGUCUUUUUUGCUGGGAGGUUUGCUCUCCUGUCACCUAGCCACUACAUGUCAAUUAUCUGAUACUUUGGAAGCAGAUAGGAGCAAAAGUGGCCUCCCCAUAAAAAGACAUACUGACUUUGUGGUUGGUUUUUUCGUUGUUUUGUUUCUGUCUGUUUCUCAUGUCUGUCGCUUGUGUUUGUGGAAGAUUGAUGCGGUGGCUGUUUUAACACCUCGGGUGCAAGACGGCGCUGCAGACUGAAUCAGCUGAGUCGCUCAGAGUCUUUAAAGUUUACGCGUGUGUCUUCAGGGUAAAUGUGUUCCGUUCACAUAGACUUACUCAAGUAUAUGUUCAAGAAAUAAAAAUAUAGACAUAAAAGUGCCCCUUCAGAGGAAGUGAGCCUUUGUAAAUUGAAUUCAGAAAUUACUGUCCAUCAGUUACUAUGUUGCUUUGUUAGCCUUCUGAAAGGGGGAUGGAAAUCCUUGAAGCAGCCUGAGUACCUUGAGAGAAAUCCGAAACAAGAGAAUUAUUUUCAGUGCUGCCAGAUGAGCCAGAAGGAGAAAACCAGGCCAGGAUGCCCUGUGUCCAAUGCCUUCGAACAGCGGGCGGAGGUCUGACUGGCCCUUCUGCCUCCCACAGCUGAGCCGGCCGCGCUGCAGCGCCCUGACGUCUUAUACCAGGACUGCACAAGGAAUUCACUGCACCUUCAAAAUGAAGCUCUUAUUUAUUAUUUACGACAUCUACUUUCCUUUUGUUUAGGGGUCCCUACAAUGAUUACUUCUCAGAUAUUUUUUAUCUGCUCUCCCCCCCACCUCCCCUCCACACAGCUAUUCAGCAAUGAUUUGUAAAAUUCACACUUCUCAAUUAUAUCUCCCCAUUUUAAAUCACUGCAGAAAGCCUGGGCUGCUUGAAACAAAUCUGGCUUAUUCUUUGGAGUAGAAAUUGGAAGUCCACUAAGUGUCUUGACAAGCCCGGUCCCCGUCAUAAUCAUGCAGAGUGGAAGCUGUGUGGCUGCACACCUGUUCUUCUGUUCUCUUCUAAGGGAGAAUGAGUAAUGUUGGAAAGCUUCCUACCGUAAAGCUUCCUUCCUCCUGCUCUAGCAGCAGCCAGACAACAACUUGGCAGAGAUGUUAUAUACAGCAGUUCAGGUGUCAGGAGUCCGAAUUGGCCCUAUGAUAGUUAAAGGUUUUUCCAGCCUUGUCACAAAUCAGCCAUGUGAUGGUUAAGAGAUUUUUUUCUAAGAUGCUAUCUGGAAAAAAAAAAAAAAAGAACACUGGUAUCUUUUCUGGAAAACCCUUUUCUAACCCUGUCUACUCCCAAAUUCCCUUUCCUUUAUCCUCACCCAGCUUUGGCUGAAAGGAGGGGACAUAAUUGAACUUCUGCAAAACCCAGUAAAUGUCCAGGCCUGGGAAGUUCGGGCCCAUCACCUGAACUGGGAAAGCAUCUAGAAAGCACACAAACAAGGAGUAGGGAGCAAGACUAGGCAUAGGGGUUCUUCAACUGCCGUGCGACCCAGAAUUCACAUUGUCCUGCCAACGAAAGUAAGCACUUAGUGUACAGGAAACAGCACAGGCCCAAUACAUUGAACCCAAGCGACAACAAAGAUUUCCUGACUCUGAUGCACAGGCUAAAGCUGGUUUCGAUGAUGUGCUGUUGGUGUUUAGACGGAACACAUUUUAGAAACAUGCAGAGGUCAUGAGGGAAAGAACGGAGGGAAAGUCACCAGGCUGCCCCGUGGGGGGUGGCAUGCUGCUGCGCUAGACUAAAAUGAUCCUACAGAUGUUAGGAAUUCAGGUUUUCAAAAUCCCUUUCUUCUACUUAUUGACAUACCCUGUCCUCCCCCUCCAUUGUUAAUAUUUUAACACUUCAACAUGGCUAUCUUUUUUUUCUUUUUUUAAAAAUGACUUUUCUUUUUUCCAUUAUAGUUGGUUUAGAGUGUUCUGUCAAUUUUCUACUGUAAAGUGACCCAGUCACACAUACAUAUAUACAUUCUUUUUCUCACAUUAUCCUCCAUCACGCUCCAUCACAAGUGACUAGAUAGCUUUUUUUUUUUUUCUCAUUUAACAUGACUGCCUCUCCCAUCACUUGAACAGAAUAACUUGUAGCUUUGGCGGGUGAUUUUAGCUUUAGACACAGACCAGUCUUGUCUCCAGGAGACUAGGAGCCCGAGGUUGAAACUUGCAAGGCAUCCCGUGUGACCUCUGACUUUCGCUAGUUGGCUCGUGUGUAGUAAGAGCUGUGCACUGCAAUAGACAUUGUAAGAAAGAACUGUGCUGUGAUUCUUGUCCAAGACUGUACUCCAACCCCCCUUUUAUAAGAAAGAGCUGAUUCGGAUAAAUCGUGGGCGUGUAGUUAAUUGAUUAGCGUUCUCUUUGUUGUGAUCCAUUGGCUGAGUUGAGAAUCGUAUCAUCUGUGUGUAAUAAGACUGGACAUGACCGUUUGCCCUGUUUUCCUGUCAUCCCGUAGUAUAGAGGGUGGAGUGGAGUGAAACCAUUCCAGAUUCAUGAAUAAAUGAUUUUAAAAUUCUCCAUUGAA